Camellia sinensis is the source of this 2064-nucleotide messenger RNA. The record is from RefSeq and is a predicted model, not a curated record. Lineage: Eukaryota; Viridiplantae; Streptophyta; Magnoliopsida; Ericales; Theaceae.
AUGAAUAAGAGGAUUCGUACUCCAGUCAAGAGAAGACUAGAAGUGAACGAUGCAGCAGGGAUUGGGGUGGCAAGGAAUUUUCAUUCCAUAGUUGUUGAAGCAGGGGGAUAUAAGGCAUUAACGUUUGAUGAACGAGAUGCAAGGAAUUAUAUUGAGAAUGCUAGAAGAUUGAGACUUGGGCUAGGAGACGCCGAAUCAGUUACACUUUAUUUCCAUAAAAUGCAACAACAAAAUUCGAACUUCUAUUCGGCAAUUGACCUUGAUGAAGAUGGUCGCAUGCGAAACUUGUUUUGGGCAGAUGCAAGGAGUAGGGCGGCUUAUAAAGCAUUUGGGGAUGUUGUCUCAUUUGACACAACCUAUUUGACAAACAAGUAUGAUAUGCCAUUUGCUCCGUUUGUAGGAGUUAAUCACCAUGGACAGUCGAUCUUGUUGGGAUAUGGGUUGUUAUCUAAUGAGAACACCGAGACAUUUGUGUGGCUAUUUAAAGAAUGGUUAAGUUGCAUGACAGAUGCUCCUCCAAAAGCAAUAAUAACUGACCAGUGUAGAGCUAUGCAAAAUGCCAUAGAAAUAGUUUUCCCACAAGCUCGACAUCGUUGGUGCUUAUGGCAUGCGAUGAAGAAAAUUCCGGAGAAACUUAGAGGAUAUUCACAAUAUGAAGGCAUAAAGGUUGAUUUGCAAAAUAUUGUUUAUGAUUCAUUGACGAAAGAUGAAUUUGAGGGGAAUUGGCUUACAAUGGUUACAAAAUUCAAUUUGAAUGAUAACAAGUGGUUAGGGGUAUUAUACUGUGAGCGACAUAGGUGGAUUCCUGCCUAUGUUAAAGACAUAUUUUGGGCUGGCAUGUCAACUACCGGUAGAAGUGAGAGCAUGAAUGCAUUUUUUGAUGGAUAUGUGAACUCGAAGACUACCUUGAAACAAUUUGUUGAGCAAUAUGACAAUGCCUUGAGAAGUAAGGUGGAAAAGGAGACAAAAGCAGAUUUCAAAUCUCGUAACCAAUUGUAUGAUUGUCUAACGGUGUAUCAUUUUGAGAAGCAAUUUCGUGCAGCGUACACAAAUGCGAAAUUUAAAGAAGUUCAAGCAGAAAUGAAGCGUUUAGUGUAUUGUCGUCCGAAUCUUGCAAAAGAGGAGGGAUCAAUUUGUACGUAUCAUGUGAGGGAGGCUAUUCUUUUGGGUGAGGGUAUGAAGAAAGUAGAAUUUAUCGUGUAUUGUAAUUCAACAGAAUGUGAGCUCCAAUGUAUGUGUCGGUUGUUUGAGUUUAGAGGCAUUAUGUGUGCCCAUUCACUUAGUGUGCUCAUUGAGAGGUCCAUAUAUGAGGUGCCACAUAAAUACAUUGUGUCGAGAUGGAGAAAAGAUUUGGAACGAGGGUAUACAUGCAUUCCAACCACAUAUACUAACUUCGGGGCUGCUAUAAAUCCAAAGUUGCAUGAUUCAUAUCACAAGACGUUAGAUGAGAUCCUAGAACUUGCCACCAAUGACGAUGCUAAACACAAAGUGAUUCAACUUGGGUUAAGGGAAAUCAAGGAUCGAGUGAAAACUAUUGAAUCGGGUACUGCGAGUAAUGUGCCAUGUACUAGUACUCUACCACUUUUUACUAGUAUUGUACCACCUUCGCAUACUUCACCGAAAAGUCCGCCACGUCUGAAUACUACAAAAGCAAGCAACACUCGCAAGGUACUCAGUUCUUUGGUUGCUCGCCGAAGAGGACGUCCAUGUACGAGGCAGAAGGUUAGCAAGGUUGAUCAAAUAGUUAAUCGGUUGAAGAGAAAGAACAAGAAGACUACUCUCGCACAGGUGCUGGAAGAUCAAGCUUACUAUUUUCCUUCUAUGGUUGGCACACAAGAUAGUAUGUAUGUUCCGGUGCCCCACGAUGAAGCUUACUAUUUUCCUUCUAUGGUGAGCACAGAAGACAACAUGUCUGUACCGGCACGGGUUUGCACAAUGGGAACGCCAAACAAUAUUGGAAGCACAUCAGGAAUGGUCAACAAUCUAAGCAGUCAAAGUUCUACAGUACCAUCACUAUUGGAUCCAAAUGUUCUGUGUUGUAAACAGGUUCUGGAUGAUAUGUAA